CUCCUCGGACUCUCCGGACCCCUUCAGCAUGGCGCACGUGGCGCCCGGUUCCCCCUGAGGGAUGGGGGACCCUCGCCGGAGGACCCGGCGGCGCGCCUCCAAGGAGACGGCGCUCCGGCUGCGCGUGCUGCUCCUGGACGACAGCGAGCGCUCCUUCCAGGUGGAGCAAAAGAUGUUGGGAGGCGACUUCUUCAACAAAGUGUGCGGCCAUCUGAAGCUGCUGGAGAAGGAAUACUUCGGGCUGGAGUUCCGGCACCACGGGGGCAACUACGUGUGGUUGGAGCUGCUGAAGCCGCUCGGCAAACAGAUCACAUACACCAGCGAUCUGUUCUUCAGGUUCAUGGUGAAGUUCUUCCCACCCGACCCCGGGCAGCUGAAGAGGAGCCUCACCAGGUAUCUUUUUGCCUUACAGAUAAAGCAGGACUUGUCGAACAGCAGUCUGACCUGCAACGACAACAGCGCCGCCCUGCUGGUCUCUCACAUACUGCAGUCAGAGAUAGGGGACUAUGACGAGGAGCUGGACAGUCACCAUUUAGCGAUGAAGCAGUACGUCCCAAACCAGGAGUACCUCGACCACAAUAUCACCAAGUACCACAGGAAACACAGAGGUGCGUCUCCAGGAGACUCUGACAUCCAGCUGCUGGAGGUGGCCAGGAAGCUGGACAUGUACGCCAUCAGGCCGCACCCCGCUCGCGACGGGGAGGGCAUGAGGAUCAACUUGGCGGUCACACACUCCGGAGUCCUGGUCUUCCAGGGAAACACCAAAAUCAACACCUUCAGCUGGGCGAAGAUCCGCAAGCUGAGCUUCAAGCGCAAGAACUUCCUCAUCAAACUGCACGACAAAGUCGGGCCGUCGGGUAAGGACACUCUGGAGUUGUCCAUGGCCACCAGAGACGUCUGCAAGUCCUUCUGGAAGACGUGUGUGGAGUACCACGCCUUCUUCCGGCUGUCGGAGGAACCCAAGACGACACCUAGAACCCUGCUGUCCUGCAAAGGGUCUAGCUUUAGAUACAGCGGGCGGACGCAGAAGCAGCUGCUGGAGUGUCUGGGAUCAGGGGAGAAGAAGCCUUCGCACUCCGACAGGACGUACGCCCAGUCAGACUUUGACCCCAGACAGUGUCGCUCGUCUCCCGAUCUUCUCACAGACGUCUCCAAACAAUUGUACGAGCACUCCCACCUGUUCACCCGGGCCGGUCGCGCCAUGGCGGUCUGCAGUCGGGACCAGAUGGACCCACAUCGAGGAGGCGUGGACGCCGUCGACAUCAGAGGAGGGGCUAGACGCAGCCAAUCGUCCGUCGAGGUCGCCCAGAGGUCCCGCCCCCCGAGCCAAGUCGCCGCCCUCUCUCUGUCUAUCCACGCAUCGCCACCCUCGCCCAAGACCAGGUCGGCCUCCACGUCUGUGGCGGAGGAGAUGCGGGGGGGGCAGCGCCAAGCCCAGCGGCUCGCCGGCGUCUACGGCAAACGCUCGCGGCGCCGGCCCAACCCGCAGCCGCACCCGGCUCAGCAGCUGGUGCUGCUCUACCCCAACAGCCCCGCCUACCGGUAUCGCCCGAUACUCCCAAGAUUCCCACCGGCCGGUUCCUCGCCUCUCGACCGCUACCCGUACUUGUCGGACUACGUCGCCGUUUCCUCGCUGGAGCGCUUCCCGCAGGAGAGGAGGCGGGACUACGCGGCGGCGGACGGUUCGCCGCGGCCGCCCUUCUACCCGCAGGGCCACGACUCGGCGUCGCUCUCGCCGAUCCGGAGGAACCAGCGGCCGUACGGCUCCGGCGGGCUGGGAUUGGCUCGGAUCUACCAGCCGGGGGGCGCCGGGGCGAGGCCGCCGGGCGCCGGGCGCAUGGAGGCGGGUCAUUACAGCGACGACUCCAACUUCCUGCCCGGGCUGCCGCGCCGCGCGGCGCGCCAACCCGACGUGAAGUUUCACCUCUCGAGGAGCUCUAACCCCGUCUUCAACCCCGCCUCCGAGUUCCGUCCCCUCGGUUACUACCCCCACCUGACCCGGCCCACCAGACCCACCUACCUGCCGCUAAGCUCCUCCCCUCUGCCCGAUCGCCCCGCCUCCCUUUGCACGAUCAGAGGCACCUGGGGGAGCUACAGCGACUCGGACCCGGAGGUCUUCUACCCGUACUACUGCCCCCCGCCCCCGCCGGGCAACGCGGGGCGCGCUCACCCCGGACUCGCCAGGAUGAGGUUCUCCUCCGGGAGCCUCCAACUGGACGAGGAGGAAGAGGAGGAAGAGUAUAGAGCAGCGAAGGAGAAAGCACAAAGAGAAUUUCAGGGGGAAGACGACGAGAAGGGAGGCGGGACGAAAGGUCCGACAAAGAUGACAGAAGUGACUCUGUAGGUAACCACGGAAACGAAAAGGUUCAAGAUGUGAUCACACAACAACAACAAGACUAAAUAGAAAAAGACUACAGAGUAAAUAAAGGUUUGUUGUUUUCAAGAUGUGCUGGCAGAUGAAAUGUGCCGUUUGCCUUGAGUAGCAUCGUUACAGGUAUGAGCUUCACACGAUUAUUAAGAUCUCUAAUAUCUUCUUCAUGUACUUCAUCUCGCUCACCAUCAAAGGUCCACCGCCACCGCCGGGUUCUGACUUCCUGUUUCUACGUCCAGCCGUCAGUUCGUCUGCACGAGGUGGAAAAUAUCAACGUUGUUAAAAUGCAUUUACAACAUCGGCUGUAUGGGACGCAUUAUUUCACAAGCUCCACUACCAUGUUCGUCCUGCAGGGGGAGCAAGUGAGUCAUUAAGAGUCUUUGAAAACGAUGUUUAUAUUUUUAACCUACAUUCACUUUUCUGGCCACAUCUUAAAUUCAGUAAAUCUGGGAUUACAACUUAGGUUGGAGGUGCAUUUAUAAAAGAUAAAGAAUUGAGGGAAGAUAUUGAAUUAUUUAAGAGUGAAAAUUAGUUUGACAAGGUAAAAAAGAUAAAGGUAAAUUGAGGCAACAAAGAACAUUUUUAAGGUUAAUAUUUGGUCGGACGAGGCAAUAAAGUGCAUUUUAAGACCUUAAUGUGUAGUCCUGUCGGUGUGAUGCAGACGUAGGUCUUUGGUAUGCGUUUGUUAUUUUAUAUGAAUGUUCCUGUGAAUUCUGUAAGAAAAUGUGAAUUUAUUUCGGGGUUUAAAGCACCAAUAAAUGAUGAAACAAG
Messenger RNA from Pseudoliparis swirei, 3142 nucleotides. RefSeq names its product FERM domain-containing protein 7. Gene Ontology annotation, cellular component: cytoskeleton. The record is from RefSeq and is a predicted model, not a curated record. The transcript has 12 exons. Gene Ontology annotation, molecular function: guanyl-nucleotide exchange factor activity; cytoskeletal protein binding. Lineage: Eukaryota; Metazoa; Chordata; Actinopteri; Perciformes; Liparidae. Bases 62 to 2344 code for a protein of 760 amino acids.